ACCCAGUAGGCUAGGAAAUGGGAAGGCUUUGUAUGAAAUGAAACUCAACCAAAUUGCAAAGCAGGGACUAACACACCAGACAUUAACAAGCCCAUAUUAAGUUAUUCCGUCAAGAGUUGUAGGAGUACUUCAGCUGAAAAGAAAAAAAACUCCUAUUUGGGAUCUGCAAAGAUGAUACAAGUUAGUGUUGCGCUACGUUGGAUCUUUGUGCUGUUUGUAGCAUAUUGUGCGGACCAGUCCUCUGUUCAGUGCCAACAUUCAGAUUAUAAGCGUCCGGAGGAGCUGAGACUGAUCCUUGUUGGAAAAACCGGCUCAGGAAAGAGCGCAAGUGCAAACACCAUUUUGGGACGUAAGGACGCCUUUAAAGAAGACAUCUCCCCUGGAUCUGUGACAGAGCACUGCCAGAGAGAGCAGGUGACCAGAGACGGACGGACCAUCGUCGUGGUCGACAGCCCCGGCCUCUUCGACACAAACCAAACUACAAAGGUCAUAGGAGAAAAAAUAGAGGCGUGUGUCGAGAAGUCCGUUCCAGGGCCCCAUGCGAUUCUGCUGGUGAUCAGUCUGAAGGCCAGAUUCACUGAGGAAGAGCGCAGUGCUGUAGAGUGGAUCGAGACUAACUUUGGCUCUGAUUCUUCCAUGUACAUCAUCAUUCUGUUCACCCAUGGAGACAUGCUGGGAGGGAAAACAGUGGAGCAGUUUGUGAGCGAAAGUAAACAUUUAAAGAGAGUCCUCAAUAAUUGUGGGGGGAGAUAUUUUUCACUGAUCAACGGCCUGGGUAGUGACCCCAAGCAGGUUCAAAAACUUUUAAAAAUGGUUGAGGAAAUGGUGAAUUUCAAUGGAGGGAAGCAUUACACCAAUAGCAUGUACAAGGAAGCUCAGAGGAAAAUUGAAGAGGAAGAAAUUAGGAGAAAUGCUGAACAAGAGAAAGAAGAAGAAGAGAAGUAUCAAAAAUUGCAGAGCAAGGCACUCCUUUCGGUGAUGGUUGGAGCAUUGUGUGGCAGUUUAUUGUUGCCCUCACAUCAAAUAGUAUUUGUCGCUAGAGGAAUACUUUCUAUUGCCACCGGCUACACAUUUAUGCUGAAGACCUUUUUCGAAUAGGCUAAAUGAAGGGUGAUUGUAUGACCAUACAUUUAUGUAUGCAGUGCCUGACAAAAGGGUUCAACCCCCAUGCAAAAUUAUUAAUUUCACCGGAUAACAAUUAAUACAUUAACAUUUUUCUGCAUGAUAUUUUAAUUGACCACGAUAAUACUUUAAUGAAUUACUAUUAAGUACAGUUACAUGGGUAUUGCAGAACAAAAUAAGUAAUUUCUGGGAGGUAAAAAUUAUACAAUUUUCCUGAUUAUGCUCAAAGUUGUGUUAAACGGGACAAUUAUACAGGUUUGCAAUGUAAUUGUAACAAUGUUUUUAAAUUCAAUUUUAAACUAGGGUAGGUAAUUUGGAGAAGUUAGCCAGAGUAAGCAUGAAAUUUUAAUGUUGGAUAAGUAUCCAAUAGAAAAAAAUCCUACCCCUUCCUCCAAAGCCUCUCCCCCAAACCACAAGACUGCUAUAGCUUUAGCUGAAUGUCUGCCCAGCCUUUGGGAAGACUCCAGUCAUGCACAAUGAGUCAUGCACUCUGCAUGGCCAGAGUGUGCACAGGUAGCCGGGUAGGAAGACAGACCGGUCCGCUAUACAAUCAUUUAUUCAUGCUGAAUUGCACAAUUGGGUGGGUUUAUUAUAGCUCUGGGACAGCUGCGGAUACUGUAUUUUUUCAUCUUUUCCUUUUGACCAAGCGUUUGAUUUAUUGAUUACUGUUGGGAUUUCAAGAGAAAUCAACAAAUAUGACAAUGCUUCAAAAAUGAAUUGCUUAACCUAUCUUUAAUCCAUUUAACAUUGAAUGUUAUAAUAGGAUUAAGAUUAGUUAUGGUUAUGGCAAAACACCCAUUUGAAUAAAGAGAUUUUACUGAGUUCCUUA
Messenger RNA from Gadus morhua (Atlantic cod), 1951 nucleotides. Its product is annotated as GTPase IMAP family member 9-like. Gene Ontology annotation, molecular function: GTP binding. The transcript has 3 exons. The record is from RefSeq and is a predicted model, not a curated record. Bases 172 to 1098 code for a protein of 308 amino acids. Lineage: Eukaryota; Metazoa; Chordata; Actinopteri; Gadiformes; Gadidae.